AUGUUAAGUUUGGAAAAGCUCUCCGGACAAAAGUGCGCUCAGGUGAAGCCAACAUCAGCAGCAAUGAAUGUUACAGAAAUGACCAAUUCAUCAAUAGCAGCAGCGACGCCACGUGCUGUGACAGAAGGAAUUACGAAACCUUCAGGAGUUGCGACGACAUACUCUGAAGCCAACACAACGAUUAACGACGUGAUCACAACAGCGCUCCCAGCAAGUACAGACGGCACAAUUGUCGCAGUGGUCAUUUUUGUGAUCUUGCUGACCGUAGCAGUUGUGGGCUUCCUGCUUUAUCGAUAUCUGUGCCAUAACAAAGGAGACUACAGGACGACUGGAGAGCUGGCCCCAGGCGAAGAUGCAGAAGAAACUUCCCAAAUUCACAAAGGGACCGAGAAAAAGGAGUAUUUCAUAUGA
This is a messenger RNA of Knipowitschia caucasica, 411 nucleotides long. The record is from the annotation of a GenBank genome assembly. NCBI's taxonomy places the organism in Eukaryota, Metazoa, Chordata, Actinopteri, Gobiiformes, Gobiidae.